AUCACGUGACUGAUGACCGAUGCGUAUAUGUGGUUUCUUUGCUCGUAGAAAGCGUUGAUACAGCGACGUAAGGUGAGCGAGAACAAAGACGAGUGAGGAGUGCUAGAUGUUCCGACUACACGCGUGUAGAGUACGUGAAGGGUGAAUACGUCUUUGUCUAGAAAUACUAGUGGUUCUGGUCGCGUGCGUUCUUUGAUCAAAAACACGGCAUCAAGGAUCAGCGUGAAUUGCUUUGCAAUUGUGUCUGCUAUUGCUACAUUGGUUUGACUAUUUGAUGACAAUGCUAAAGGAUCUCUCACUCUAUCAAAGGAAAUACAUUAAACCCUUGCCGUUUUUUACGUCUGUUAUUCUGCUGAUGAGCAUUUUUGUGGUCUUCAUUCUGCUGUUCCAUGGUAUCGGAUAUAAAUCGUUGCAAGAAAAUCGUUAUAAGAUGGUUCGUGUUAAGUCUGUGCAAAGUCUUUCGUCAGCUAUUCCUGAAAGCAACUCCCUUUGGAACUCAGUCGGUUGUGGCAGUAAAUAUCCUUUAUUGUCAUGUCAGACGAAACAACAUAUCAAGUCUAAUCACAUCAAAUUUCAGGGUAACUUCAUUCCUGUCAACCGAUCACACUUCAAUCAUCCACUUUUGCGACAGCGUUGGAACCGUUGUGCCGUUGUGGGCUCGUCUGGACGUCUGCUGAAAACUAAGUUUGGACAAGAAAUUGAUCGUCACGACGUUAUCGUUAGAAUCAACUACCCACCAACAAGUGGAUACGAAAAACACGUGGGAUCACGUCCAACUGAUAUUCACUUUUUUGGCGACAAAGUUACAAGGUGUUUUAACGACAGCGACUCUGAGAGUAAGCUUGUGGUUUUUCCUUUUCCAUUUCCUUUUCACAAACACUAUAAAACCGUCGCCUUCGAAGUUUGUAAAGCUAACAGAGAGUUGCAGUUGUAUCCUAUUUCAAGCUACAUUUUCGACUUUGCCCGUGGGUUAGUCAAGAAAUACUCCAAAGAUCCUGCAGCUCACAGAAACGGGUUUCCGUCGUCCGGUUUUCGUGCAGUGAUAUUCUCUAUGAUGAUGUGUGCGAACGUUGAUGUCUACGGAUUUGGUUUGAGUGGAGACAAAAAUGAACCUGUUCAUUAUUACGAGAAGAGCAAAGACAGUCGUUCUUUCAAAAGAGGUCACGAUCCCGACACCGAGUUUCGUCUUUUGACUCAUUGGCCAAACUCCACAAGGCCAGACUUCUUUCCCGGUUUUGGGAAAGUGCGGGUAUUUGUCUAGUGUCGUGGACAAGCUUCGUAAUUGGUUGGAAUCGCGGACUGGUUAUGAGCUUGACCAAAAACUUAUAAAUUAAUUAAUUAAUAUUAGAUGUGCGCGUGCGCAACGACGUUGUGUCUGCUGUUCUGAGAUUUGGUUCAUGCCUAUAUACAAGGGCGUCACGUGAGUCUCAAAUGUGAGGGGCUCAUCAAUAAUGUUAAUUAAGCAUGUGACGUCAUAGACAACGCGUAACAUGUCAAAAGUUUAAAAUAUUUUAGGACUGCUUGAUUCACAAACAACCGAGAUUAAAUACAACAAUA
Corticium candelabrum is the source of this 1557-nucleotide messenger RNA. RefSeq names its product CMP-N-acetylneuraminate-beta-galactosamide-alpha-2,3-sialyltransferase 1-like. NCBI's taxonomy places the organism in Eukaryota, Metazoa, Porifera, Homoscleromorpha, Homosclerophorida, Plakinidae. Gene Ontology annotation, molecular function: sialyltransferase activity. Bases 275 to 1261 code for a protein of 328 amino acids. The transcript has 5 exons. The record is from RefSeq and is a predicted model, not a curated record.